Molecule: messenger RNA, 1335 nt
Organism: Setaria italica (foxtail millet)
Lineage: Eukaryota; Viridiplantae; Streptophyta; Magnoliopsida; Poales; Poaceae
Product: pentatricopeptide repeat-containing protein At1g05670, mitochondrial-like
Exons: 6
Coding region: 1-1335 (444 amino acids)
Molecular function (GO): protein binding
Source: RefSeq, a predicted model, not a curated record
AUGACAGAGGUUCUAUUUUUGAAGGCACAUACAGGCUGGUCUACUGCAGAUGAGCAACUGAAUAAACAACAGGACCUACAAAACAGGACCUACAAGGCCGAGUCAGGUGAAGUGCUUGCUGGAUCUUGUGCUGGGUUAAAACCUAAUGUUGUUGUUUAUGCAACUCUGGUUGAUGGGUUCAUGAGGGAGGGCAAUUCGGACGAGGCGUUUAAGAUAAUCAAGGACAUGUCUGCUGCUGGUGUGCAGCCGAACAAGAUCACCUAUGACUAUCUCAUCCGGGGCUAUGUGGGAAAGAUGGAGGAAGCCAUAGAGUACUAUGAUCAGAUGCUGGAGAAAGGAGUGCACCCUAAUGAGUUCACAUAUGAUGCUUUUAGGGUUCUCUCAGUGAUGGAGAAGAAUGGGUUAGUUCCUGAUUUGCAUAUAUACAGUUCGUUGAUAUCUGGUCUUUGCAAGACAGCUGAUGUGGAGAAAGCUGUUGGCCUUCUUGAUGAGAUGGGUAAAAAAGGAGUGGAGCCUGAUGGAUACUGCAAAGCUGGUGAUAUCCAUGAUGCUAUUGGUCUUUAUAACGAAAUGCUAGCAAGAGGGGUAACCCCAGAUGCUUUUGUCUAUAGUGUGCUUACCUCUGGCUGCUCAAAUUCCGGGGACCUUCAACAGGCUCUGUUUAUAACUGAAGAGAUGGUUCUUAGGGGAUACGCAAGUAUUUCUUCUUUCAACGCCUUGGUCCAUGGCUUCUGCAAACGUGGAAAAUUGCAGGAAACUGUGAAGUUUCUCCACAUGAUGAUGGACAAAGACAUAGUGCCUAACAUGCUGACUGUUGAAAAUAUCGUAAAAGGACUUGAUGAGGCUGGGAAACUCAGUGAAGCACACACAAUUUUUGUUGAGCUGCAACAGAAGAAAGCUUCGCAACAUGAUAAAGAUCACUUGUCCUCAUUGUUUACAGGCAUGAACAAUCAAGGACUAGUUCCUCUAGAUAUGACACAUAACAUGAUCCAGUCUCAUUGUAAAGGAGGAGAUUUGGAUAAGGCUUUGAUGCUACAUGAUGCUCUUGUGGCAAAAGGUGCUCCCAUGAGCUGCACAUCUUAUCUUGCUUUAUUGGAUGGCCUUUGCUGGAAGAGCAAACUGACCGAAGCUUUUAAUUUGCUAAAAGAAAUGGAAGAGAUGGGUAUUUGUCCUUCCGAGGAUCAGUGCAUGAUACUGUUAAAUGACCUUCACUCGUCAGGAUUCAUCCAGGAAUACAAUGAAGUAUUUGAUACUAUGUUGUGUUACAAGUGGUUACAAAAGGAAAGCAAAUGUAAUUCGGUUGGUAAUAGUCAGGAAGCUGCGAAUGCAGAAUAA